AUGAAAGGUCUCUGGCAGGUGCUUCCUAUGUAUCCUCUCUUUUGUGCCAUUUUCUUUAUAUUUCUCUAUUCCCAACCUUGUGCUUCCACUUCCAAAAAUCUCAGCUGCAAUUCUAAUGAUCUGAGAGCGCUAGAGGAUUUCUCAAAUGGUCUUGAUUCGAGGAUCGAUGGGUGGAAAUUUCAUGAUGCUCUGGCUGCAAACUGUUGCAGUUGGCCUGGGGUGCGCUGUGCUUUGUUCUCAGUUUUCUCCUCCUCGUUCUCAAUAAAUUCUACCGAUCCAAGCUUAAGGGUCGUGAGUUUGGAUCUCGCAAGCACAGGUCUAGAAGGGCUUCUCUGGAAUUCUCUGUUAGGUUUGGAUCAGUUGAGCUUCCUCAACCUCUCCCAUAACUCCCUACGUGGCACUGUCCCUCCAGAGUUGUUUCAUUUACGGCGGUUGGAAGUGCUGGACCUGAAGAGCAACAACUUCACUGGUGAGCUAGAUCAGGGUAUCAGUAACCUUACAAGCUUGUCCUACAUCGACGUCUCCUUCAAUCGAUUCACCGGAUUCAUUCCGGAUUCAUUUCAUGGCCUUCAGAGGCUGGAGAGUUUCUCUGCUGAAUCCAACUGUUUGGAAGGUCGAUUACCCAAUUCACUCUCAUCUUGCUCGAUGCUUAGUUUGCUCAAUCUGAGAAAUAAUUCUCUUGAUGGUAAUAUUGACCUUAAUUUCGCUAGUUUGGUUCAACUAGUUGUUCUCAAUCUCGGAUCUAAUCGUUUUUCCGGUCAUAUCCCGAAGAGCUUGUCUUCUUGCAGAGCUUUGCAGGUUCUAAACCUUGCUAGUAAUAAUCUUCAUGGAAAAAUUCCCAAAAGUUUUAGGAACCUUCAAGCUCUCUCCUAUCUGUCAGUGUCAAAAAACAGUCUUUCCAAUGUUUCAGUGGCAUUGCAAACACUACAGGAGUGUCAGAAUCUGACGGUCCUUAUCCUUACAAGGAACUUUUAUGGAGAAGAGUUGCCUAAUAACGGAAUUCAAGGAUUUCACAGCUUGCAAGCUCUGGUUGUAGCAGAUUGUCCUCUCACUGGUUCGAUUCCCUCGUGGUUAGCAAAUAUCAAAGAGUUGAGUUUGCUAGAUUUGUCUUGGAAUCACUUGACUGGUGGCAUUCCAUUGUGUAUUAGGAGCCUGGAUUAUCUCUUUUACCUGGACCUGUCAAAUAAUUCACUCACUGGCGAGAUUCCUAUGAGCUUAACGAAACUAAAAACCCUCAAUUCUGAUUCUCUUUCACACAAUGGGUCUUCUUCACAUGGCAUCCCCUUCUUCUCUUGGAAAAAUCCAACACGUCUCCUGUGGUACAAACAAUAUAUAAACUUCCCCCCAACAGUGGAUUUGAGCAAUAAUAUGAUGGAUGGAACAAUCUGGAAGGAGAUUGGCAACUUGAGGCUUCUUCAGGUGCUUGACCUGAGCAAAAACAACUUCACAGGUUCUAUUCCUGAUGAAUUGUCGGGCCUUCGAAAUUUAGAGACAUUGGACUUGUCUUUCAAUGGUUUAUCAGGGACAAUACCUGCCUCCCUUGUCAACCUUACGUUUCUAUCUUCGUUCAAUGUUGCUCACAACCACUUGCAGGGCCAAAUUCCCAAGGGAGGUCAGUUUUCAACCUUCUCGAGUUCGAGCUUUGAAGGGAAUCCUGGUCUCUGUGGUGAAUUUUUCUUAGUUUGCUACUCCACUUCAAAGCCUCCCGAGGAGGAGGAAAAUGACAGAGAAGAAAGUAAUGUUGUUCUCGAAGGACUGCCUCUUGCCAUGGGAUUCAUAUCUGGCCUUCUCCUGAUAGUAAUCCUCGUUAUUCUGCCGUUACUGAAACAGGGUUGA
Molecule: messenger RNA, 1836 nt
Organism: Phoenix dactylifera (date palm)
Lineage: Eukaryota; Viridiplantae; Streptophyta; Magnoliopsida; Arecales; Arecaceae
Source: RefSeq, a predicted model, not a curated record